Messenger RNA from Thermothielavioides terrestris NRRL 8126, 624 nucleotides. RefSeq lists its product as uncharacterized. Gene Ontology annotation, molecular function: endoplasmic reticulum signal sequence receptor activity; 7S RNA binding. The transcript is spliced from 3 exons. The record is from RefSeq and is a predicted model, not a curated record. NCBI's taxonomy places the organism in Eukaryota, Fungi, Ascomycota, Sordariomycetes, Sordariales, Chaetomiaceae. Gene Ontology annotation, cellular component: signal recognition particle, endoplasmic reticulum targeting. Gene Ontology annotation, biological process: SRP-dependent cotranslational protein targeting to membrane. Bases 126 to 554 code for a protein of 142 amino acids.
UGUUGACAAGCCCAUCACAACCUCAAGCCAGGAACCAUGAACUCAAGCAUGUAAACGGUGUAUUUACCUACUCAAACAUCAAGCACGUCUGCCCCGCUCCAUGCCAGAAAAGGACCAGAAUCAGAAUGGGUCACUUAACACACGAUGAGUUCUUCGCCAAACUUACCGACCUCUUCAACACACGCAAGACCCGAGCCCAUGGCUCAGUGUACCUAACACAAAAGAGACUCACCUUCAACCAAGCAACAACAGCAACAACAACAACAGGCACAGCCUCAUCAGCCGCCGAUGACCCUCUAGCAGACCUGCACCCGGCGCAGCCGCUGCCCGUCCUCAUCCGCGCCACGGACGGCAAGUCCAAGGAGCGCCGCGCCUCCAAGGUCAAGCUGUCGACCGUGGUGGACCCGGCGGACCUGGAGGCCUUCUACGCGCGGUACGCCGAGGUGUGCAAGGCGGGCAUGAGCGCCCUGAAGCCGCGGGACCGGACGAAGCGGAAGGCGAAGGCGAAGAAGAGGCGCGGUGGCGGCGCCGGCGCGGUGGUGCCUGCUUCUUGAUGAUAUGACGAGCUUCUUCUGACGGGGCUUUGGAGAAGGGGUUAGUGUUCGGGAUUGUGACCCGCGGGAC